GCCCUUCCCGGCCGCCUCACCCCCUCGUCUGACCCCGGGACAGCGGGGUGGGCUUUCUGCAGUCUCGUCCCUCCCCGUGCGGGGGGCCGCCACCUCACGGGAGACCCUGGAGGAAGAGGAGGAGGAGGCGGCCAAGGUGCAGGUCAUAACGGAAGAAAAUUUUAUGAAGAUUCUCUAAAUAUCCCUAAUCACAAUCGAAGCCAUGGUGAUCAUGUCAGAAUUUACCUCAGUCCCCAAUUCAAGUCAGACACAGCAAAGGCCCCUCAGGGUUGGAUUUUAUGAUAUUGAAAGAACCUUGGGAAAAGGAAAUUUUGCUGUGGUAAAACUAGCCAGGCAUAGAGUCACGAAAACCCAGGUUGCAAUAAAAAUUAUUGAUAAAGCAAGAUUAGAUCCAAGCAACUUGGAGAAAAUUUAUCGGGAGGUUCAGAUUAUGAAACUUUUAAACCAUCCUCAUAUUAUUAAGCUUUAUCAGGUGAUGGAAACAAAGGAUAUGCUUUACAUUGUCACCGAAUUUGCAAAAAAUGGAGAAAUGUUUGAUUAUUUAACCUCCAAUGGGCAUCUGAGUGAAAACGAAGCAAGAAAGAAAUUCUGGCAGAUUCUAUCAGCAGUGGAAUACUGUCACAGCCAUCAUAUAGUUCAUAGGGAUCUUAAAACGGAAAACCUUCUUUUAGAUGCCAGCAUGAAUAUCAAGCUAGCAGAUUUUGGAUUUGGGAAUUUCUAUAAAUCAGGAGAGCCCUUAUCUACAUGGUGUGGAAGUCCCCCAUAUGCUGCCCCAGAAGUUUUUGAAGGAAAGGAGUAUGAGGGGCCCCAUCUUGAUAUUUGGAGCCUUGGUGUUGUGUUAUAUGUCCUUGUCUGUGGCUCUCUCCCUUUUGAUGGGCCCAAUUUACCAACUUUAAGACAAAGAGUGUUGGAGGGCCGAUUCCGUAUUCCCUUCUACAUGUCCCAAGACUGUGAAACGUUAAUCCGCCGUAUGCUGGUUGUGGACCCUACCAAACGAAUAACCAUUGCCCAAAUAAAGCACCACAAGUGGAUGCAAGCAGACCCUUCCCUUCAGCAGAAUCCAUCCCUGUCCUUUUCCAUUCAGAACUACAGCUCUAACCUGGGAGACUACAAUGAACAGGUGUUAGGGAUUAUGCAGACACUUGGUAUCAACAGGCAGAGAACUGUGGAGUCAUUGCAAAAUAGUAGCUAUAACCACUUUGCUGCUAUCUAUUACCUCCUCCUGGAGCGACUCAAGGAAUAUCGCAACACUCAGCCAUCAAACUGCUCAGGGCUUGGAAGGCUGCAAAGGUCUAGGAGUUCUGACUUCAGCAAUUUUGAGAUACCUCAAGAAGGCCUCACUAGUGAUGCAUUCAGAUCCUCUUUGCUGUACCAGCAACCUCAAAACCUGACUCAGUCAAUGUUGCAGGAAGAAAUGGAUUUUGAUUUGAACAACCCACUACAACCACUGUUCUCCAUGGAGCCCAGCUUCAAUGGUUUGUUCCGAAACUGCUCCAUCUCUCCCAACAGCCUGCUGGAAACCACCAUUAGUGAGGAGGUUAGACAGGAUAAAGACUUUGAAGAGGAAAUCAAGGCUCAAAACCCCAUUCACCUCCCCAGCAACACCAGCAGGAGACAUACCCUUGCUGAGGUCACCACUCAUUUCUACCAGUGCACCCCUCCAUGUAUAGUCAUUUCUUCUUGUACUAGCCCAGCAGAGGGAACCAACUCGGACAGUUGCCUCACCUCUUCUUCCAACAAUGGGUCAGAAGGCCUAAGUAGCUGCCUCAAUGACCAAGUGUUGAUGGCUAACUCUGCCACUGUCAAAACGACCUCUCCUUUCCUUGUGGCACAGUCUGAUACCCCAGGCCUGAAGAUAGAGGGAUGUCUAGGAGGAGCUGCUUUGUUACCUGUCAGUUUUCAAGAAGGAAGGAGAGCUUCAGAUACCUCACUUACUCAAGGCUUGAAAGCUUUUAGACAGCAACUCCGAAAAAAUACUAGGACAAAAGGAUUUCUAGGACUGAACAAAAUUAAUGGCCUGGCUCGACAAGUAUGUCAGGCCUCCUCAGGUCGAGCAACAAGAGGAUGUCUGAACUCUUCUCAACACUAUCAGCCAAACACUUGCCUAUACAGUAGUGGAGGAAAAAACCGGGAAGGUGGGAACCUGCUAGAGGAGGUUCUUCAGCAGCAAAGAUUGUUGCAGUUACAGCAUAACACAUCAGCCCAUCUGAGCUGUCCUCAGGCUCCCCAACUGCCCUCAGCACAGUAUGUCAUUUCUACCUGUGAUGAAACCUACCAAACGCCCAAUUCUCUUCCGACUUCAGAACUACUGAACCCUCACCUCUUCAAGGCCAGUGUCUCCCCAGUGUCUUCAGCAGCCCAGCUCCUGGAUACUCACUUGUACAUCAAUAGCAACACCUCUCCAGUCACCACUUCUUUUUCCCAACAGCCCAAUUUUGCCAUAUGGUCUCCAAGCUAUGAUCCAGCAGUUUUGCAGCAGGGAGACUGUGAAAUGGAAGACCUUACCUCUACCCAGCUGAGGAAAUUUGUCCUGGUUCAAUGAGAGACCCCUGUUAUUUAAUCUUUUUUCCCUCCUUAGUCGACUUCUAUUGUCCAAUUGCAUGGGAUGACUGAUUCUUUGAAGCAAUAAUUUUAAAGUAUGUGAAGAAGAUUUCAGACUCAGCCAAUAACUUUAUAGAGUUGACAAAAGCAAUACAUCAUGUGUUUUCGCUUUAAUUUUUUUUUCUUGCACUGAAUAUAUAGAAAGACUGAAAACUUUUGAAGUAAAAAUAAUGCAAGGAAGAAUACUUUCUGGAUUGAUGGGAAAGGGAGGAAAGGUAGAUAAACUGUGGAUAAACUGGGGCCAAGAGAAUGUGGUAGGUACUACACUUGUCAGACAAUGCUGCUCUGCUGUUACGCAAAACUUCUAAGGCUGCUGGUAGUGCUAACAUAGAAAGGAGAAGGCAUUCAAAGAAAAAGAACCAAUUUCUCUCUUUUUCACAAUAUUCAUCAUGGGUUUGUGAAGAUUAUUACCUCUUAAAAGCAGUGGCAUGCAACGUUGAUGCAUUGAUAUAAGCAUUGCCAUUUGUGUGUGUGUGUGUGUUUAUAUAGGAAUUAUUUUUUUCUUAGUUAUUAACAAUUCCUCACUCCCUGAAACAUGUACCCUUUAGGUGAAAACUGUGAACUUUCUGCUUUAUAUUUUUUAAAGUUCUAACAGUGCAACAGCAGUUAAUCGUCACAGUUACUGGAAUUAUCUCCUCUAAGAUCAGGAUCUAAGUUGGAGGGGUUUUGUUUUUUCUUAUUUUAGAUAAGGAGUUUAAUGAAUUCUGCUCAGAAUUGAGUUUUGAAGCAUUUCUUUGGGGGGAAAGUGAGUUUCAUCAUACUUGAGGGAUAAUACAUAGGGUUUCUGUUUCUCUCACUUAAAAACUCACAGAAGUUAUUUUUUAAUAUACCUGAGAGAUAUUUCUUAGUGCUCUGCGUUUUAGUUUUGCUGCUAAUUAAGUUUUUAUUUUAUCAGGGUUCAAGUAGAACAACUUAUUUUGGGGGAAAUGUGCAAUAACCUGAGGUUAUGAGGUUAUACUGAGGAAAAAAAUAAGGAAAAUAGUAUAAAAAUCUUUUUGGAAAAGAAUUCAACUUUUUCUGAACAAAACCUAUCUUGAAAAGAAUUCUGUAAGAAACAGUACAACCUUAAGGUGUGUAAAUUUCUUUAUUUUUUUGUCUUAGGUAAAUUAAAUUAGGUCUUUUUUGGUCAGUUUUAAAAAAUUUAAAACUCAUAACAAAUACUGUAUGUAUAUAGACAGAAAACAUAUAUACACUACUUAUUUUUUAUAUUUUGUACUACAUUUUUGUGUUGUUGGUCUGUGUUUCCUUUCCUGAUACAUAAACAAAGCUCAUGUUAGCACCAGUUCAUUUUUAAAGAGAGGUGUCACGGGCAACCCUCAUAGUGUUAAGAGUCAGAGAAAGGUGAGUACUAAAUUUUUGUAGCAGGUAAUGUGCGAGAAGUAAGCCAAGUGGCUAAAAGCUAUCUUGAUUUUUAAAAAGAAAUUGCUGCUUCCAUCUAUCUCAUUGCUUGAAAUUCCCAUUUCUUUUUCUCAUCACAGGGUGUCUCUGUAAUUUUGGCUUUUUUGCAACCUGUGGUAUUAAACAGAAGUAAUACAAAUUUUGAAGCCAAAGAUUGAUCGGAUUAGUUGGUGGUAGGGAAAAAAGAUAGGUAUAGGAGAUUGUUAUCUCCAUCAUUCCAUAAUUGACCUCUCUUUAAUUAGUAAACAGUUCUGAAUAUUUGUGUUAUUUGAACUUGCUGCUGCUCCUCAAACAAAACUUCACUGUGAGGGGAAGCUGCUCUAGUUAACUCUUGCUGAUUGACCUGGUGCCUUGCAGCAGAGAAAACACCAAAGUCUCGUGCUGGGCUGUGAAUCAGUCCUUAGAGUGGGACAGAAAAGAGAGAAGCCAGCCAUUUCUGUUCCCUCCCCUCUCCCAGGGUAGCACCUUCCUUUUUACAAAGGUAGCAAACCAAUCUAAACAAAGUAGUAAUUUAACCAUUUAAAAAGAAUUUGUUCUGGGGGGGCAGCUAGGUGGCACAGUGGAUAAAGCACCGGCCCUGGAUUCAGGAGGACCUGAGUUCAAAUCCGGCCCUGGGCAAGUCACUUAACCCUCAUUGCCCUGCAAAAAAAAAAAGAAUUUGUUCUAAUGACUAGAUCAAAGGCUACAGAAAUGUUUUUGUUGUUGUUUGUUUCCUGUUCUAAGCAAUGAAGAGCACUUUAUUUUCAUGGUAUUGUUUCCCCUAUUGCUAUAGAACCUUUUGGAAAUUGUUUGGCUAAUAAAAAAAUCUGAAUUUUGCAAAUUUUCUUGACAGUGUUCUGCAGACUGCAAUGCAAUAGGAUAUUUAAAGACACUAUGUGAUCUGAUUAAGAUAUAUAAGCAUAUAUAUGUAUUACAUGUGUAAUAUAUAUAUAUAUAUACAUAUAUAGUGGAUCGUUGGUUUUUUUUUACCAUGACUGAAUCAAUUGUUUUAUUUCUUAUCUGAAAAUGAGAAAUGUAUGCCAAAAUAGUUAGUUGAUGUGUUUUUAUUUAACAUUGAAAUAAAUAUUUUGGGGGGGGGGAAUUCUACCUUUUUUUCCCCUUGUGAUUCUUUAGAACUUCUACAAAUGAUUUCUUCCUUAUCUGUGUAGACUUAUAAAUUAUGACAGAUGAAAAAUAUCUCUCAUUUGAUCUAACCCAUCCGUGUCGGCUUCUGUUAGAAUGUCUCAUAGCUCCAGUUUCAUGAGAAUUUUUCUUUUAAGAAAAAAAUAGGGCAGCUAGGUGGCGCAGUGGAUAAAGCACUGGCCCUGGAUUUAGGAGG
Molecule: messenger RNA, 5317 nt
Organism: Dromiciops gliroides (monito del monte)
Lineage: Eukaryota; Metazoa; Chordata; Mammalia; Microbiotheria; Microbiotheriidae
Gene: SIK1
Product: salt inducible kinase 1
Exons: 14
Coding region: 203-2542 (779 amino acids)
Biological process (GO): protein phosphorylation; microtubule cytoskeleton organization; intracellular signal transduction
Cellular component (GO): cytoplasm
Molecular function (GO): tau-protein kinase activity; protein serine/threonine kinase activity; ATP binding
Source: RefSeq, a predicted model, not a curated record